AUGAGCCUGGAGCCCCCUCCCAAGCCGGAGAUCAAAUCAGCCACCAGGGUGACUGGGGGACCUGCCACCCCCCGGAAAGGACCCCCCAAAUUCAAGCAGAGGCAGACGAGGCAGUUCAAAAGCAAACCCCCCAAAAAGGGGGUGCAGGGAUUUGGUGACGACAUCCCAGGAAUGGAAGGGCUGGGAACAGAUAUCACCGUCAUCUGUCCCUGGGAAGCCUUCAGCCACCUGGAGCUGCACGAGCUGGCUCAGUACGGCAUCAUCUAG
This is a messenger RNA of Chaetura pelagica (chimney swift), 267 nucleotides long. It is a transcript of the gene PDE6G, whose product is annotated as phosphodiesterase 6G, cGMP-specific, rod, gamma. Gene Ontology annotation, biological process: visual perception; positive regulation of epidermal growth factor receptor signaling pathway; positive regulation of G protein-coupled receptor signaling pathway. The transcript has 3 exons. Gene Ontology annotation, cellular component: photoreceptor outer segment membrane. The record is from RefSeq and is a predicted model, not a curated record. NCBI's taxonomy places the organism in Eukaryota, Metazoa, Chordata, Aves, Apodiformes, Apodidae. Gene Ontology annotation, molecular function: cGMP binding; 3',5'-cyclic-nucleotide phosphodiesterase activity. The coding region runs from base 1 to 267 and encodes 88 amino acids.